AUGGAGUUGGAAGAAGCGACAAUCUCUGCACCGUUGGGUGUUAAAAACAUUUACUGGUCAUCGUUGAUAGCGGGUGGAGUGGCCGGACUAGUGGUGGAUGUUGUACUAUUUCCUAUCGACACAAUUAAAACGCGCUUACAGAGUGAGCGUGGUUUCGUCGCUUCCGGUGGGUUUCGUGGUGUUUACAAAGGACUUGCUCCGACCGCGGCAGGCAGUGCCCCAACGUCGGCACUGUUCUUUUGCACGUACGAAACUAUGAAAUCGCACUUACGGCAGUACGCUGCACACGACCAGCUUCCGUACGUGCAUAUGAUGUCUGCUGCCGUCGCCGAAGUUGUGGCCUGUCUCAUCCGUGUACCAAUCGAAAUUGUGAAACAACGCCGGCAAGCUCUGCUUAACAAAGGAAAUGCAUCGGCGCUGCAAAUAGUGUACAGUGCGCUCAAGAACGAAGGUAUCCGGAAAGGUUUGUACCGUGGUUUCGGUACAACGGUGAUGCGCGAUGUGCCUUUUUCGCUGAUUCAGUUCCCGCUGUGGGAGUACUUCAAGCUGCACUGGACUGAUGCAACUGGCACUGCGCUUACGCCCCUAUCCGUAGCAAUUUGCGGAGCAAUAUCCGGUGGAAUUGCGGCUGGUCUGACAACACCACUGGAUGUGGCAAAAACGCGCAUCAUGCUAGCGGAACAAGCCGAAAGUAGCCGGAUGGGUGGCAUGGGUCGAAUACUGCGCAACAUAUACAGAGAACGGGGGAUUAGAGGCGUGUUUGCCGGGUUUGUUCCUCGUGUAACGUGGAUAACACUGGGCGGUGCCAUAUUUUUCGGAAUGUACGACCUAACGUUACGCUUCUUGAACGCGAAUGAAGAUAGGUGA
Anopheles marshallii is the source of this 867-nucleotide messenger RNA. Its product is annotated as S-adenosylmethionine mitochondrial carrier protein homolog. NCBI's taxonomy places the organism in Eukaryota, Metazoa, Arthropoda, Insecta, Diptera, Culicidae. Bases 1 to 867 code for a protein of 288 amino acids. The transcript is spliced from 2 exons. The record is from RefSeq and is a predicted model, not a curated record. Gene Ontology annotation, molecular function: S-adenosyl-L-methionine transmembrane transporter activity. Gene Ontology annotation, biological process: transmembrane transport. Gene Ontology annotation, cellular component: mitochondrial inner membrane.